Rana temporaria (common frog) is the source of this 3501-nucleotide messenger RNA. RefSeq names its product anaphase promoting complex subunit 5 (gene ANAPC5). The record is from RefSeq and is a predicted model, not a curated record. The transcript is spliced from 17 exons. Lineage: Eukaryota; Metazoa; Chordata; Amphibia; Anura; Ranidae. The coding region runs from base 111 to 2408 and encodes 765 amino acids. Gene Ontology annotation, molecular function: protein binding. Gene Ontology annotation, biological process: anaphase-promoting complex-dependent catabolic process; positive regulation of mitotic metaphase/anaphase transition; protein K11-linked ubiquitination. Gene Ontology annotation, cellular component: anaphase-promoting complex.
CCGACUUCCGCCGUGUUCCUAUUGGUCGGUGGGAUGACGCGGGAUGUUGUAAAGCUAUACCGCUGUGUAAGAUAAGGAGGCGACAGGCUGUGUGUGUCUCUGGCGGAAACAUGGCCAGCGUACAUGAGAGCCUUUACUUCAACCCCAUGAUGACCAAUGGAGUGGUGCACGCCAAUGUGUUCGGUAUUAAGGACUGGGUGACGCCGUACAAGAUCGCAGUGCUGGUCCUGCUGAGUGAGAUGACCAAGAACAUGGGGAUCAGUGCGCUGGAGAAGAGGAGGCUCAAUAAGCACAUCCUGCCCCUUCUCCAGGGUCCUGAUAUGUCGCUGUCUAAACUGCUGAAAAUUAUUGAAGACUGCUGUCCAAAUAUGGCAAGUUCAGUGCAAAUCAGGAUAAAGCUGAUGGCUGAAGGAGAGUUAAAAGACAUGGAACAGUUCUUUGAUGUACUCUCUGAUUCAUUCUCAGGAACAGAGCCUGAUGUGCACAAAACAAGUGUUGUUGGGCUGUUUCUUCGUCACAUGAUCUUGGCCUACAACAAACUUUCCUUCAGUCAGGUAUACAAGCUUCAUACCUCAUUGCAUCGUUACUACCACAGUGAUAAGGCCAAGACUUUACCAAAGCCAGAAAAUGAGGAGGCGGAAAUGGAUCUCUGUAACAGUGAUGAAGAGGGUGAAGAAGUAGAUGAAGGUGGAAAGAUGUCAAAAGAAGACCUUGAUUUUGCUAUUGGAGAAGAAGAUCUGGCGUGCAGCGGGCCUUUGUCUCAAAAACAGGCAGAAUAUUUCCUUUCUCAGCAGGCCUCAUUUCUGAAGAAUGAUGAAAGUAAGGCUCUCUCACCAGUCUUGCUACAGAAAGAGCUAAAUAACUUGUUGAAGUUCAAUCCAGACUUUGCAGAAGCUCAUUAUUUAAGCUAUUUAAAUAGCUUGCGCGUCCAGGAUGUAUUCAGUUCAACACACAGCUUGCUGCAUUACUUUGACCGCUUGAUUCUCACUGGUGCAGAGAGUAAAAGUAAUGGGGAUGAAGGUUAUGGGAGGAGCCUGCGGUAUGCAGCACUCAACCUGGCUUCCCUUCAUUGUCGCUUCGGGCACUAUCAUCAAGCAGAGCUUGCUCUCCAGGAAGCUAUAAGGAUAGCACAAGAAUCAAGUGACCAUGUCUGCCUGCAGCACUGCCUGAUUUGGCUGUAUAUCCUGAAGAUCAGAAAGGGGGAAGACAGCAGUGUCUUAUUGGAGCACUCUAUAAAGAAAGCGGUUCACUUUGCACUGCCGUAUUUGGCCUCUCUUGGCAUUCAGUCUUUAGUUCAGCAAAGAGCUAUAGCUGGCAAGACUGCAGAUAAAUUGAUGGAUGCUUUGAAAGAUGCUGACCUCCUUCACUGGAAGCACAGUUUAUCAGAUCUGAUUGACAUUAGCCUUGCUCAGAAGACUGCGAUAUGGAGACUGUAUGGCCAGAGCACCAUGGCAUUGCAGCAGGCACAGAUGCUCCUUACUAUGAACAGCCUGGAUGCUGUUAAUGUGACUGUCCAGCAGAACAAUACUGAGCCCUUUGCUGUAGUUUUGUGUCAUCUUGCAGAACUCCAUGCUGAGCAGGGCUGUUUUUCUGCUGCUUCUGAAAUCUUGAAACAUUUAAAGGAGAGAUUUCCCCCUGGCUGCCAGCAUGCAAAGCUUUGGAUGUUGUUUGAUCAGAAAAUCCAGUUUAAUCGAGCUAUGAAUGAUGGGAAGUAUCACCUGACCGAAUCGCUUGUGACAGGAAUUACUGCUCUUGACAGUGUGGAAGGAUUAUACAGAAAAGCAGUUGUUCUCAAAGCUCAAAACCAAACAGCAGAAGCUCAUAAAAUUCUGCAGGUGCUUUUAACUUACUGCCAGAAAGUAAAGAACAUAGAGAUGGUUAUAAGGGUCCUUCUGUCCCUAGCAGAGCUGUACUGGAGAUCUUUCUGUCACCCAGUGGCACUGCCUUUGCUGCUACAAGCUCUCGCUCUCUCCAGGGAGUACCGCCUCCAGUAUCUAUCAUCCGAGACGGUGCUGAAUUUGGCUUUCUCACAACUAAUGCUUGGAAUCCCAGAGCAAGCCCUGAACAUUCUGCACAUGGCAAUAGAGCCUAUUCUGGCUCACGGAGCAGUACUAGAUAAGGGACGGGCUAUGUUCCUUGUUGCAAAGUGUCAAGUGGCAUCAGCCGCAUCAUACAGUCCUCAGAAGAAAACAGAAGCCCUGGAAUCUGCAAUUUUAAAUUUGAAUGAAGCUAAAACUUACUUUGGAAUGGUUGACUGCAAGGAACAGAUUCGGGACAUUCUAUACUUGCAAGCCAGACUGUACAACGGCUUAGGAAGAAUCCAAGAGAGGAAUAAAUGCUCCAUGCUUUUCCGACAGAUACAUCAGGAACUUCCAUCUCAUGGAGUUUCAUUGCUACUUCGCCUGUAGAAGGUUUCCUUGCUAGCUCGAAGAUGUUCAGAGCUUUGCCAUGCACCCGAUGUCACAUUGCUUGUAUGUCAUAGGUGUCCAAGAGUAUAUCGAAGAGUCCCUCACAGAAAGUAAAACAGACUGGUAAGCCUACCAUUUGGUAAAAUGAUCCUCAACGCAUUCGAGGUUAAAAAUGGUUGGCUUUCUUUUUUUUUUUCAUGGUCCCAGUUAUUUUUAAUGUUCUAUUUUAUAUUAUGUACUCUUCUAGCCAGCCAGCAGAUAGCGCUCUAGUCUCCUUUUCACUCACUGUCAUCGUAUCCUUUUCAGCUAUGCUGAUAGAAGCCCCCCCCUCGUUUACAGACCUCAGUAAUAAACCAGAGUACUGAGUUAUCCCCUAUAAGCUGAGCCUGAGGUUUUGGGUAAAAUAAGCCUCAAAGUAUACACUGCUCUGCUGUCUCUUCAGCUAAACAAUAGUGCUUGAGAAGCUUUGUAUUAUCUUUCCUUUCACACACUGGAAAUUAUAAGUUAUGUCUCCUAAACACACACAUAUUACACACUGAUUUUUAACCCUUUCUGCAGCACUUCACUGAUCAAAAAAAAAAAGGGAAACCAAGAGAAGCAGAGGCGCUGACUCAACUCUGUAGUAAUGUUUGGAGACUACUUGUACAUGAUUUAUUUUCUGUUUCCAUUAUGUUGUUCACCUCCAAUACAGUCCUAAGUUCAGACCUUUUUGACCAACUGAUAUGCAUUUUUACCACCCAUCUAAAUGCUGCAAUGGCAAUGCUUUGCUUUGUGGUGCCACAAAAAAUAUACAGCAUGUUGUGUUUGGCAGGCUUUUCUGCUACCCAUCUAUUUUAAUAGAAAAUACCACUUUGGCUGGAAGAAAAAGCACAUUCAAGGCAGUAUCCUCUUCUAAAUGCCCAGCAGCCUCUGCUCUACUGUCCUCUGAAAAGUGAGCCAUGUGUGAAAAUGUACUUCUGACUGCUUUUAGGUACCACCCUUAAUUCCACCCUGGUCACAAAUGGUUUGUAGCAUAGUGUAUUGUAAAUAUCAGUGUGUAUCUGUAUGCAUAUUCUGUUGAACACUGUUUUGUAAUUAAAUUAUUUUUGCAUUA